AGCGGCAAUGGAUCUGUCAAAAUUCCAGUUAAAAUUUUGAAUGCAUUUUUACAAAAUUAAUAGGAAAUUAUCAAAAUACUAAAUAACCAGUACAAUGUAAAAUUAAUUGUGAUCUCGACCAACUCCGGCGAAAAAUUUUAUCCGGUAAACUCCACCAUGGAUCUCGAGGAGCAAAUGCCGCAAUCAUCAAAGGUACCUGAUGAUUUACCCAAAGUGCACACAAAAUGUAACAGCAACCGUCCACACACCAGUCCACAUGUAUCACCAGAAACGAAAGAUCCAUCCACAUCAGGCCUUCAAACCACAGCAACAGACACUAUGAAAAAAAAUGACGAAGACGAUGGCAAGGACAAUAAUUCGGAGGGUUCUCUCUCCGACUGGGUGUCUGGAGGGCCAAUGGGCACCAAGAACGCCGUUCUCGUCUUUCGAUCCUGCGUGCUCGCUUCCCGCACACCUUCCAUGGAGUCGACAACGAAGACUGUCGGCAACAACACAGGAACUACCAUACUGCUGAACAAAGCUAAGAAUAUGGCGAGAAGAUUGGUCGCCGAGCCUCAUUCAUUCAGCGUUCGCCCGAAGAACAUAAUGCACGAUGUCAUGGAGACGUUUGGGAAUACUGCCAAGUAUCAAGGCCAGGCUUACGUGGUGCGACACGUGAGCGAUGCAGAUGUUCCGGAGACGAUCUCUUUGGAGGAACAGGGUCACGAGAGAGCGGAGCAUAAGCGAGACAUUGAAGACGUCCUCAACGACCUGAGUAAAAUUACCCUGAAGAAACAUCUGAAUGUAGAAAAUACCACCGCUAAUAUUAAACCCCCUGAGGAUCCACCACCGCAGUCAGUGAAAGAAACCAAAGAUGAUAAGAAAUCCAAAAAGAACAAAGGCAAAAGCAAACGGAAGCAUCCCAACAUCCAGCGCACCGUGGCUCCGGGGCUGGACAGUGACGACUCCGAGCACUCGCUCGUCAAAGAAGUUGAUAGUAUUAAGGUAUUAGAGAGCAUACAUAUGCCAGCAAGAAUCCUGAAGAUAACAUACAAACUCGUGAACACAGAGACAAAGCUCCUCCAUCGGCUGCUACAAGCACACGGUCUGCUGGAAACCACCGCAGAAUCCAAAGACUUCAAUCUCAUGUGGUCCGGCCUCCAUCCGAAGCCUGAUGUGCUAAGAGCUCUUUCUCCAUACCAGAGGGUGAAUCAUUUCCCCAGAUCAUAUGAACUAACACGCAAAGACAAGCUGUUCAAGAACAUUGAGAAGAUGCAAUACUUCCGCGGUCUCAAGCACUUCGACUUCAUCCCGACCACAUUCCUGAUGCCGGCGGAGUACAAAGAUCUGUGCACCACGCACUAUAGGACCAAGGGGCCUUGGAUCGUGAAACCGGCCGCUUCCAGUCGUGGUCGCGGUAUCUAUAUUGUUAAUACUCCAGAACAGAUCCCAAAAGGCGAGAGCGUGGUGGUAGCGAAGUACAUCGACAAGCCGUUGCUGAUCGGCGGUCACAAGUGCGACCUGCGGCUUUACGUGUGUGUGACGUCAAUCGACCCGCUGCUCAUCUACCUGUACGAGGAGGGGCUGGUUCGGUUCGCGACCGUCAAAUACGACAAGACCAACAAGAACCUGUGGAACCCCUGCAUGCAUCUGUGUAAUUACAGCAUCAACAAGUACCACACCGACUACAUCAAGUGUGAUGAUCCUAACGCGGGCAACAUCGGCCAUAAGUGGACGUUGUCAGCGCUGCUGCGUCAUCUCCGCAAGCAGGGCCGGAACACGGCGGCGCUGAUGGCGGCCAUCGAAGACCUCGUGGUCAAGUCCAUCCUGUCCUCCGCGCAGACCAUCACAACCGCCGCCAGGGUCUUCGUGCCCAAUGUGUUCAACUGCUUCGAACUAUUCGGAUACGAUAUAUUAGUGGACGACAUGCUCAAGCCGUGGCUCUUAGAGAUCAACUUAUCACCGAGCCUGGCGUGUGAGAGCCCGCUGGAUGCCCGCGUCAAGUCGGCCUUACUCGCUGAUACUCUCACUCUGGUGGGACUGCCGGCGGUUCCCAUGUCCAAGACUGAGCCUGCCUCGCAGAGCAACUCCCUCAAAAUGAGGAUUGGUGCGUGCCGGCGCGUGCACUCCGCGGAGAACGUGUGUGUCCGCAAUAAGGGCACGGGCGCGGGGGGUGUGACCGGCAUCGCCAAUCUGCUGACAGGGGAGGAGCUACGCAUCGUGCGCGCUGUGCGGGCGCAGUACGCGCGCCGCGGGGGCUUCGUCAGGAUAUUCCCCAGCCAGAACUCGUGGCAGAAAUACUCGCAGUACCUGGACCCGGUGACCGGUAUCGCCGUGUGCUCGACGUCGCUGAACAACAACGUGCCGUACAACGUGGUGCAACACAACUACAACCUGCUGGUCCACACACACGUGUUGCCGCACUUCCAACACGCCACGUGCGCUACCAGCCUCACCGACACGCCGCAGAGGUUGAAGCGAUACGAGGCUGUGUGCAUAGCGGGCGCUGCCCCCGCAGUACAAUUGACGUCUCCGGGUGAGGUUAGUGCUCCGCCCCGCGAUGCGCGACGCGCUAAGGAGCUUAUCAAGCAGCAACUCUCCGAAGGAAUGAAACUCACUAUGGGAGAAAGUCGUCGCGCGUUUGGGCUUUACUUGACGCACGUGUUGAAGCGCAUCUCGUGUCCGAGCAACGAGCUAGCGGUGCAACAUGCCGCGCUCAUACUGCGCUUCUUACGCUGCGCAUCAGUGUCCACACGGAUGCCGCAUAACAUCAAGGGCCCGUCCGCCAAGAUGUGCGACAAGGACCGCUGUGCCGUGAUCGCCAAGCAGCUCAACGACUUCCUGUACAUGUACUACCGGGAGACCGACCUCUACACCGACAGCGCCGACCGCCACGGCUGCGUCUCCAACAUACACUUCGCGCACUUCCUGUACUCCGCCAGCGAGGCGGACCUGGAGGACGUGCUGCUCCUGGUGCUGCGGUCAGACGGCUGGGUGGCCACCUUCCUGGGGGACUCUCGCAGUGCGCUGUGUGUGGACGCGCCGGCCGCCCGCCUGGCGCUCACCAGCCGGCACACACUGCUCAAGCACCUGGCCAGCGUGGCGCCCAUCAACUGCAGGAAGUACAGGCCUGUGUUGGAGUCGAACAGCCGGCCUAACUCCGCAGGUGGUCCGUCGGAGGGCUCUGAGACUUCGCCCCCGCCGCCGCCCUACGCUACCUCAGAUAUAGUACUUAAAGACUCAUUAAAAGAAGAAAAGCCUCAUAACAUAGCAAUUAAGUAUGCGAGAUCGUAACAUAAAAUAUAUAUCUAGAAAUGUAACACAAAGUAGUAAAAAUUAAAAUCACCUCAAGUACUUAGAAAUAAUUUAAAAAAUUGCCAUUCAAACUAACGUCGGAAGUUCAGAUAUUUCAUUGUAAAAUAAGUAAUAUUCUGGCGACCUGCGCCCCAAGUAACCUCACAAAAAUCUUAAAAUUAAAUCUAUUUUAAGGGUUCACGGACAACCUACAUCCAGUAUGGCAACGUUAUUUGACCUGCUAUCAACAGGAAUUAAUAUUAAAAUUAUCGUUAUUUAAAAAAAUUGCACUUGAUAGUUUCAAUAUUAAUGCAUAAACUUAGGUGCUUAAUAUCCGAUAAUUUGGCCUCAAUUCAUAAAAGAAAAGUAUAACAUUUAAAACUUAACUGUGUACCUUAUAAAAUUUUACACAAAUAAAUUUCAAAAUGGCUGCCAUUGUGUAAACUGAUAUGUUGCAAGUUAUUAAAUUUUUAGAGCUUAUUUAAUAGUUACAAUUGAAACUAGUCUUAUGAAAUAGUUUCUUAUUUUUUCAAAUUAGUUCUAUUCACAGGUCAUUUCAUUAUUACUUAUUUACUGAAACCUUAAUGACGAGUUAUUAAACGAUAAGACCAAGAUUAGGUAGGGUUCACAUGGUUUUGGACUAAAUUAUUAAUAAAUAUGUGAUACCUGAGGAUGUAUUGGAGAGAUAAUGUUAGGGUGCUGAAUUGAUAGUAGUUAAAAGAGUUGUUCCAUUGCUAUUGCCAAAUAUUUUAAUAUUAGCUAGAUUGAGCAAAAUUCGUUCCCAUUUUGAGGGCGUUUGCUUGCGGGUUUGUUGAAACUGUUUACCUAAAUAUUGGAUAAGUUAAAAGAUACAUUUAAAUACACAUCGAGUGGGUAUCUGUUAUAACCACACUGAUAUGGGUAUAAGACAAUUAGUAACUAACUAUCUGAUAUGUAAAUUUAGUAAGAAGCCAGUGGAAAAAAUAACCUGCAAGUGAUGAGAAAGGGAUCCGAUUCAUCGGAUUGAAAGUGUUCUGCACAGACUAAACUCUUUGACGAAGGAUUACGUAAAUCUGCUAAACUAGCGCUAGGCGAUGACAGUUUUGAUACAAUAGAGACAUAGCAUUUUAUACCGAUUUCUUUUCUUUUUUUAAAUUGCCGGUCAUUUCGUAACAAUAUAGAAUUCGAGAAAAUAAGUAUCUGGCCCUUUAAUAUUUUUUGUUAGAACAAACGUCAAAAAUUGAACAAAUGUCAAAAUAUCGAUGUAAUGAGCAUAAUGACAUUACUAAUGAAUCAAGGAAUAAAUGGAAUUAACAAACAAUAUAUGAUAAAAAUAUUCUAAGACUGACUCAGUUCUGAUUUAAAUAUUGAGAUUAAAAAGAUAUUCAAUAAAAUAAAAGUAUAAAAUACGGCAGCCGGCAAUGUUGACUCAAAUAUUAAUGACGUCACGCAUCAAUUAUCAUCAUCACGUGACUUGCAAAGUUGGUCCUCAUACACUCAUUUCCGUAAAAUAAUAUUAAUUUCGAUUGUAUAUUAUUUUUUUGCUAAUAUAAAGUUAUUGUUUUGAAAUUAAUGACGACACUGUAAUGGGCGGGGUGUGUCAAUUACCAUCAGCUGAACGUCCUGCUCGCGUCGUCCCUUAUUUUCAUAAAAAAAAUACAUUGAAAUCAAAAAUCUGUCGUCAUGGCGCCUAUUGUCUAAGUAAAUUUUACCUCCUUCUUAAGUUUUAUUAUGCAAGUAUCGAUGAAUGUAAAAGGUUUUGUCAGUCGCUUUUCCUUUACAGUAAUGGUUUACCUACAACAUUAGAAAGAGUAAACAGAGCACUUUAUCCGUCACUAAAAUAAUAUGAUUAAUUAAUUUUGUCAAUUCCUCCUGUGAGAAAUGGGAAUUGCAAAUAAUACCAUAUUUCUUGUAAUUCUAGGUAAUAUCGAAAAUAUAAUAAUUUAUGAACUUGAUGUUCUAGUAGCUGUUCCCCAUAUAAUGUACUCUGAAUCAGAUCCAAAUUGGAGAAACAAAUUACCUGUCAUUGAAUUCUCUCAAUAUUAAGUUCUCUUUGGUAUUAUAUACCUACAUGUUGUAAGACAGAGUCAAAUUUUUUGUAUUAUCUGUGUAGUUAGUUAAAUUUGGGAAUGGCCAUUACUUAGUGUGACUAAUAGUUCAUAAAUUUCAGACUGAACUAGCUCGUAAUGUAUGAUCACAUAGCAAACUUGAAAUACACAAAUAAAAUUUGAAAAACAAAAUUUUAUGAACGAUGCGGGAUUCGAACCUACGACCUCCGGCGUUCCGUGCCGGAGCUCUAACCAAUUGAGCUAACCGUUCGAGUACCGCCUCGUUAUAAAAUUCUGUUUGCUUUGUUCAACUCUCAGGUUGUGGCUUCAUCCCGCAUCGUUCAUAAAAUUUUGUUUUUAAAAAUUUUAUUUGUGUAUUAAUCCUAGAAGUGAGGGUUAUCACUUUAAAAACAUAAUAUAUUGUUUAAACUUUAAAUAUUGAAUCUCUUCUCAAUGUGUUUUUGUGCUUAAUUAAUGUAGAAUAAGUAUUAUUUAUUUGAAUCGAUGCUAGUCGCUCCUGAUUUUAGUAAAAAUCUCUAAUCAAAUUUAAGUAGCAGAAAAUAUAUUCUCAAUGUUUUUAAUUUAUUUAUGGAUUGUUAUUUUAAUAUAAGAAUAAUUUCAGAAGAUGUGAUUGAACACUGUAUCAAUAGUCAUUUAAUAUUGUUUGAAUUACUUAACUAGUUUAGAUUAUUUUGUUUGUAAUAUUAAAUUCGCCAAUUACUCAUUAGAAACCAAAUUAUUCGUUGGCAGCCAAGCUGGUUUUUAAUUUUAUGUAGUUUUAAUAUAUUUUUUGUACGGGUUAUGAUUUAUGGUGAUUUUUGAUUUGAUUGGUGCCAUGACUGGUAAGCUUUGAAAAUUAUUAUUAUUGUUAGUGUAAUUUAGUUUCCCAAAUAUGUUCUAAUUCUAAUUGUCUUGACACCGAUGGUGAAAAUGGUGCUUUGAGGGCAGAACAGUGUUCCCAUUUUGCUUCAUUUUCUAGUUUUUAAAUAAAUAUAUAAUAACUACUCCAGGAAUAAAUAAACUGAAGGUAAGACAUAUACAGCUUCCCUGUCUUAUGGUUUUAUAGAGAAUUAACAGGCUAGCGAAACUCAUUGAUAGAUUGACAGAUGACUAUAAUCUUGUAAAAAAGUAGAUAGCCGAAAUCCACAACGUUAUAAGCAACUGUUCGUUUUCAAACUUAGCCGGAUUAUACUUCGUGCCCAAUCACCAUACUGUAAUUACUACUAUUUACAUCCUCUCAUUAAGCCUCGUUAUCAUCUCUUAUUACGUAGUAUUUAUAUCCUCUUUGAGAAUUAACAUUAAACGCUGACUCAUUUGACAUUGACAGGGUGAUGUGACAUUACUCUUCAUAACAGCUACAAUCGUUCAUUCUAAGUCGCGCACAAUCAAAAUAGUAUGGGACCUUGUGAGAUUUACUUUGUGAAGUGAAAACUCUCGUGCAGCGUUAGCAAAGAUAAAAUAACAGAACUCCAUACUGACAAACAUCCCACCGCGAUGUGAGCUUGCUUUUCCGAAGCUACGGUACAUACCGUAGCUUUAUUUAAAAAAAUUGCACUUAAUAGUUUUAAUAUUAAUGCAUAAACUUAGGUGCUUAAUACUUUUAAUCUAACGAGGUGGCCGCCCAGACGGAACUGACACCCAUCGUGCCUCGCUAAAGGUACACCCUAUUCUGAUUGGCGCGUUAUGUACUAUGUGAGUUUACGGCUAGCUUUUUGGGAUCUUUCUAGAGCUUAAUUGAAUAAAGUCCUGUAUCAAUAGCUAUUAUUAUAUAACUUGGUAUGGUGAAUUCUAGAAAUCUAGCGAGCAAUUUUAAAAUCAACUGUAAAAAUAUUUUUCCAAUAUGAUGAAUUAAAGUAUUAUUUUUC
This is a messenger RNA of Leptidea sinapis, 7165 nucleotides long. RefSeq names its product tubulin polyglutamylase TTLL5 (gene TTLL5). Gene Ontology annotation, cellular component: cilium. The record is from RefSeq and is a predicted model, not a curated record. Gene Ontology annotation, biological process: microtubule cytoskeleton organization; protein polyglutamylation. Gene Ontology annotation, molecular function: tubulin-glutamic acid ligase activity; tubulin binding. The coding region runs from base 157 to 3273 and encodes 1038 amino acids. NCBI's taxonomy places the organism in Eukaryota, Metazoa, Arthropoda, Insecta, Lepidoptera, Pieridae. The transcript is spliced from 17 exons.